This is a messenger RNA of Felis catus (domestic cat), 1188 nucleotides long. RefSeq names its product taste receptor type 2 member 10. Gene Ontology annotation, biological process: G protein-coupled receptor signaling pathway; sensory perception of taste; detection of chemical stimulus involved in sensory perception of bitter taste. Lineage: Eukaryota; Metazoa; Chordata; Mammalia; Carnivora; Felidae. The record is from RefSeq and is a predicted model, not a curated record. The coding region runs from base 242 to 1144 and encodes 300 amino acids. Gene Ontology annotation, cellular component: membrane. Gene Ontology annotation, molecular function: G protein-coupled receptor activity. The transcript has a single exon.
UUGUAGGUAAGCCUUCAGUUUGGACACACAUUCUCCAGGCUGGCUAAGUUUUAUAGAUGUCCCUGAGGAGGUCUCCAUGAAGACGUUUCAGAUUCCAUCACAAGGCAUUAUUGGGGCACUUUCAAGUCUUCGUGUAAUGAAAGAGAAGAGCAUAAUUCUUCCAUCAAGCAGCCAGCGUUUGUCUCAUUCUGCAGGUAAUCUAAAACAGAUGUAACAGAAGCUAUCCUGGGAAUCGGCAGAUAUGUUAAGCAUAGUGGAAGGCCUUCUCAUUUUUAUAGCAGUUAGUGAAUCAGUACUGGGGGUUUUAGGGAAUGGAUUUAUUGGACUUGUAAACUGUAUGGACUGUGUGAAGAACAAAAAGUUUUCUAUGAUUGGCUUCAUCUUCACCGGCUUAGCUACUUCCAGAAUUUGUCUGAUAUUGAUAGUAAUGGCAGAUGGAUUUAUAAAGAUAUUCUCUCCAGAUAUGUACUCUUCUGGUCACCUAAUUGAUUAUAUUAGUUACUUAUGGAUAAUUAUCAAUCAAUCAAACAUCUGGUUUGCCACCAGCCUCAGCACCUUCUACUUCCUGAAGAUAGCAAAUUUUUCCCACCACAUGUUUCUCUGGUUGAAGGGUAGAAUCAAUUGGGUUCUUCCCCUUCUGAUGGGAUCCUUGUUUAUUUCAUGGCUCUUUACGUUCCCUCAAAUUGUGAAGAUUCUUAGCGACGGUAAAGUGGGGAAUGGAAACGCAACCUGGCAGCUCAACAUGCCGAAGAGUGAGUUCUUAACUAAGCAGAUUUUGGUCAACAUAGGAGUCCUUCUCCUCUUCACGCUAUUCCUGAUUACAUGUUUCCUGUUAAUCAUUUCCCUUUGGAGACACAGCAGGCGGAUGCAAUUGAAUGUCACUGGAUUCCAAGACCCCAGUACAGAAGCGCAUAUGAAAGCCAUGAAAGUUUUGAUAUCUUUCAUCAUCCUCUUUAUCUUGCAUUUUAUAGGCCUGGCCAUAGAAAUAGCAUGCUUCACAAUGCCAGAAAAAAAAUUGCUGUUUAUUUUUGGUAUGACGACCACAGUCUUGUACCCCUGGGGUCACUCAUUUAUCCUCAUUCUCGGAAACAGCAAGCUAAAGCAAGCCUCUCUGAGAGCACUGCAGCAGGUCAAGUGCUGUUAAGACAGGGUGAUUGCUCCCAGCCGCAGAGACUCGCGUGGGGAGAA